This is a messenger RNA of Hymenoscyphus albidus, 2730 nucleotides long. Lineage: Eukaryota; Fungi; Ascomycota; Leotiomycetes; Helotiales; Helotiaceae. The record is from the annotation of a GenBank genome assembly.
AUGGAAACGACCCUGCCGAUUCCCUUUCUUCCCCUCGUGGAUCUUGAAAAAGGCGCUGCUGAGCCUGAGAAGGGAUUGACCAGAAUCCAAUUGUCCUACCUUGGCUGUGUUUAUUUCACCGCUAGCGAAAGUAACUUCGAAACUCUACUACAAUUUCUCCAGAGACACACAUCCGUAGAAGCCUACGUCAAUGUCGCCAAAAUAUCCUCGAUUGAGGAUGUCAUCACGGCUUUGGAUGCUGGGGCCCGCAAAGUGUUUGCAACCCCUUCUCAAUGGGAGUCUUUGAAGAGCUAUGGAGACAGAAUCAUACCUGUCGUGUCGAACGACGAUGAAAUAGCCUCUGUCACUUCAUCUCAAGACGGUGUUCUUCUUGACACUGGCGAGAGUUUGUCUACUGGUCGCAAAUUGUUGGAAAAGAUAACUGCGGGCAAGACUUCUCCAGUAUUUCUUACACACUCUUCGAAAAUGGAUCACAUUGAUCUCCAACCCUUCCUUCAAAUGGCAGCAGGGUCAUCUUCCAUUCCGAUUCUACCCACCACGUGUCUCGCAUUCGGGGAACACUCAGACGGAUUUGUCUCUGUGCCAGGACUUAUCGCGGAAUUAUGGUUUUCGGAUAGACCGGAUAAAUUGAUGCCAACCGUAGUAACAGAUGAGAGUGGAGUUGCGCUUGGGCUGGUAUACAGCAGUGAAGAAAGUCUGGCAGAGAGUCUCAAGACAGGCACUGGAGUUUAUCAGAGCAGGAAAAGAGGGUUGUGGUAUAAAGGUGCUACAUCUGGAGAUAUUCAGGAACUUGUGAGGAUUUCUUUGGACUGCGAUCAAGACUGCUUGAAAUUUGUUGUUCGCCAGAAAGGAAGAGGCAAGUAAAAACGACCGCCUUCGUUCUUAACCCCCUUUUCUAACAUUGUGUAGGCUUCUGCCACCUCCCUCAAUCUACCUGCUUUGGUGAACUUCGUGGCAUCGCAAAACUGGAGAAAACCCUGGUUUCAAGAAAAGAAUCUGCACCUGAAGGAUCAUACACGGCCCGGUUAUUUUCAGAUGAGAAGCUGCUGCGCGCAAAGAUUAUGGAAGAGGCGGAAGAAUUGUGUGAAGCGAACACAAAGAGCGAUAUCGCAUUUGAAGCUGCCGAUUUGAUAUAUUUUGCGUUGGCGAAAGCAGUGAGUGCUGGUGUCAGUCUUGGCGACAUUGAGCGAAGCCUUGAUGCCAAGAGUGUGAAGGUCAAGAGAAGACAGGGCGACGCAAAAGGAAAAUGGGCUGCCAAAGAGGGGAUCUCUAAUGAUGUACAGGAGGAGAAGAAAUCAGAGUCAACACCAAAGGCGAUUGAAGUGAAGAAUGAGGGUCGCAUCACUAUGAAGCGUUAUGAUGCUAAAACAUCGUCAGCAGAGGACCUUCAAGCAGUAUUAAAGCGACCAUCACAAAAAUCUACAGAUAUGAUCAUGGGAAUUGUCAACCCCAUCAUCAAGAGUGUACGGGAAGGAGGCGAUAAAGCACUAUUAGGCUUUACACACAAGUUUGAAAAGGCAACUUCGCUCACAUCUCCUGUGCUGAAAGCACCAUUUCCACAAGAACUGAUGAACAUUUCUCCGGAAACAAUCCAAGCUAUCGAUACUUCCUUUGAGAACAUUCAUAAAUUUCACACAGCACAAAAAGAUCAACCACUUCAAGUCGAAACAAUGCCAGGAGUCAUUUGCAGUCGGUUCUCGCGUCCAAUUGAACGUGUGGGACUGUAUGUUCCAGGUGGAACUGCGGUCCUUCCAAGCACGGCACUCAUGCUUGGUGUACCAGCUAUGGUUGCAGGAUGCAAAAAGAUUGUUCUUGCUUCACCUCCACGUGCGGAUGGUAGCAUCACACCGGAAAUUGUCUACGUUGCCCACAAAGUUGGUGCGGAAUCCAUCGUUCUGGCUGGUGGUGCUCAAGCAGUUGCUGCCAUGGCAUACGGGACAGAAAGCGUUAGUAAAGUUGACAAGAUCUUAGGACCUGGUAAUCAGUUUGUUACGGCAGCCAAGAUGUAUGUCAGUAACGAUACAAAUGCCGGAGUAAGUAUAGACAUGCCAGCAGGACCAUCGGAAGUACUGGUUAUUGCGGACAAGGAAUCAAAUCCAGCCUUCGUUGCAUCUGACCUCUUGUCGCAGGCGGAGCAUGGGGUUGAUAGUCAAGUUAUUCUGAUUGCAAUUGAUCUUUCUGAAAAGGAGCUCACAGCUAUCGAGGAUGAGUUGCACAAACAAGCAAUGGCUUUACCUAGAGUUGAUAUCGUCCGUGGUGCAAUUGAGCACUCGGUCACUCUUGUGGUGAAGGAUCUCGAAGAAGCUAUGAAACUCAGCAAUGAUUACGCACCGGAACACUUGAUUCUGCAAUUGAAGGACGCGGCUAAAGUUGUGGACCUCGUUGAGAAUGCAGGCAGUGUAUUUAUUGGCGAGUGGACUCCUGAAAGUGUUGGUGACUAUUCGGCGGGUGUCAAUCACUCUUUGCGUAAGUUCUUUUUUACCCCUCCUGUUCUAUCCAUUCUGAAAUAUUAUAUGCUAACGUCUCGAAGCAACGUACGGAUUUGCCAAACAAUACUCGGGUGUCAAUCUAGGCUCUUAUCUCAAGCAUAUCACUUCUUCACAACUCACGUCGGAGGGAUUGCGGAAUGUGGGUGGUGCGGUGAUGCAGCUUGCUAAGGUGGAGGAGUUGGAGGCUCACAGGAGGGCAGUGGAGAUUCGAUGGAAGUAUAUGGAUGAGAAUAAGUUGUAA